Messenger RNA from Exaiptasia diaphana, 1208 nucleotides. RefSeq names its product G-protein coupled estrogen receptor 1-like. The transcript has a single exon. The coding region runs from base 1 to 1065 and encodes 354 amino acids. Gene Ontology annotation, biological process: G protein-coupled receptor signaling pathway. NCBI's taxonomy places the organism in Eukaryota, Metazoa, Cnidaria, Anthozoa, Actiniaria, Aiptasiidae. The record is from RefSeq and is a predicted model, not a curated record. Gene Ontology annotation, molecular function: G protein-coupled receptor activity. Gene Ontology annotation, cellular component: membrane.
AUGGAGGACCUCAACAUCUCACUCACAAAUCACUCAAACCGUUUGAUCUACAGCUACUGCAAGUAUUGGGAACCAGACACUGAUCUUGAGAAAAUUUCAAAACGCACUGUCUUUGCAUUGAUGAUUGUGCUGGGGAUUUUUGGCAACAUUUUCGUCAUCAUACUCGCUGCUAAAUACACAGUACGCAAGAACCUGCACCAUUUGAUCAUCAACAUGGCCGUGUCAGAUUCUCUUUUUCUUGUUACCUGGUUGAUAAUUUUCAUUUUCUUGAUGUCUCACUACUAUAGAUCGAGCGACACGUUGAGUAUUGUACUCUGCCACAUUUURACAUUGAUCGCGGAAGCUUCACUUAAAGGAUAUCUAAUGACUUUAUUGGUGAUCAGCAUUGAGCGAUUCAGAGCAACGAGACAUGUUUUGAAAAUCUCGCAGCCAUAUACAKUUAAACGACGAAUUAUUGYGCUCGGAAUCUGCUGGUUAGUUCCCAUGCCAAUCUCUGCUUACCGGACCUAUGUGCAUUGCGAUAAGCCGCAAAUAACUAAGCAGAUUACUUUCAGUAUUUUUGGUAUAGCAGAAUUUUGCUCACUUGUUAUUGUAUGUUGCUUAAUAUUCGGUCUAAGUAUUAUUACAAUAAGACGACUAUCCAGACCUCAAGCCAUCGAAGACCAUCUUAACCAACAACAGAGAAACGCACGAAAAAAACGAACUCAAUCAGCCGUACGAAUGGUUCUGGCCUCGGUGUUGCUGUACACAUGUUGCUGGCUUCCAAAAUACGUUUUCUUGGCAUUGACGUAUCUAAACAGAGUCAGUCCAGGAGCUGAUAUUAUUGACGACGUGAGGGUCUGUAUCGACUGGCGGUCUUUCUAUUAUAUCGUAUUUGACGUUCUACCUGUUGCCAACUCUUGCUUCAGUCCUCUUAUAUACAUAAUAUUUCUCCCUGACUUUCGGCAAGCUGCGAAGAAUGUACUUUGCCGAAGAGAAAUACAGAAUCAAGAACCAAACAGACGACAAUCGAUUGAGUUGCAACCAACUGCAAUCAGUACCACUGAGCCCAUUAAUAGCGCCUAACAGGACAAGGCGGGUUUCUGAUAACAAGAACUUUAGAUUAAAGAUUUCACAGUCCAUCUCGUCCAUGCAAAGAUAGCUAAACAAAUACGUUGUGAGAUUUAAGGAUCAGGAACACUGAACAUUGAAUCCAGAGUUUGGACAAG